Molecule: messenger RNA, 3278 nt
Organism: Scomber japonicus (chub mackerel)
Lineage: Eukaryota; Metazoa; Chordata; Actinopteri; Scombriformes; Scombridae
Gene: egln2
Product: egl-9 family hypoxia-inducible factor 2
Exons: 6
Coding region: 484-2115 (543 amino acids)
Biological process (GO): cellular response to hypoxia; peptidyl-proline hydroxylation to 4-hydroxy-L-proline
Cellular component (GO): cytoplasm; nucleus
Molecular function (GO): L-ascorbic acid binding; peptidyl-proline 4-dioxygenase activity; ferrous iron binding
Source: RefSeq, a predicted model, not a curated record
CUCUCGCCGGCACAACGGAGAGCACUUUUUUUUUUGGUGAUUGAGGGGACCUUGUGUGGCUCUGAGCAUCUCCCUCCGUCCCCGUGUUUGGUUUAAUGUGUCAGGCCGGCGCUGGUUGCCGUCAUCUCUCCGAUAUUAUUUAUAACCGAGCAGAAAAUUGGAUGGGACUCAUACACGGGCAAGACAAUCCCGGAAAUAACAUGCGUACUCUCAGCCUGUCACGUACGCUCACUGUGGAUUUGCAUUGCUGUGGGCUGCCGUAGAUACUCUCCACAGCCUCAAAAUGUUAAUAGGUCGGAUGCAAACAGUUUGAGAAUAUUAAUUGAGAUAAAUGUGUGAAAUAUAAGCGAGAGGAACAAGACUUGGACAUGAAACUUCUUGCAGCGGUGACAGAGCUCCUCUCCGUCAGAGAAAACAGCAGCUCGGCUAGAAAAUGAAGCGAGGACGUGAGCUACGUGCGCAUCCAGUAGAUGACGAGAUGAAAUGGAGAGCUUGGGACACACGGACCUUUUAAACCCAAGCUCUUCCCGCGGAUGUGUCGCUGGUUCAGCAUCGCAGGAUAGAAGAUCAAGCGUACAGCAGCUCGUCUGUGGACCGGCAGAGAUUCACUACACGCACCGGACGGACAUGGGGCUGAAUGGAUACUGCUCUGCGCCGGUGGGGAGCCCGACAGCCGCGGAGCUGCUGGCGGGUCUGGCCUCUCAGACCGACUCUCCGGGAAUCACAACCCUGACAAAGCAAUCGAAAACCGGCGUGCCAAUCUACAACGUCGGGGUGGUGUCUCCUGCUGCCACCGUGGAGGGCAGCCACACAUGCGCUUUGGCUCAAACACCAGACAGUUACCCGGCACAAACGAAGGGGGUUUUGGGGAGCCCUAUGUACCCUUUCACCAGCAGAGCCUAUCUGGUGGAGAAUGGGGACCGCACAUCUCAUGAGAAGUGCCCAUUAGUGAUGAGGAGGCACAAUGGUGACCUGAAAAGCAGACAGGUGCAACAGCAGAAACGGAGGGGUGGGGAGAACCGGGAUUUGGGGUCAGAGACUCCUAAUGGUCUUAUGGGGUCACCUGGGUUGGGAUGUUCGGUGGACUCAGCUUUUCCCACGUUAGACUCAGACUUCAAGCGGAGAAGGUUGACAGAUGUAAGUGUUGUUCACAAGUCUUCAGAGGUCUCCAGGGUGGCCCGAGCAGUCGCCCCGCUUACCAACAGUUCCCAUAGCAACCAAAUGACUAUCAAGCAUGUGCACUGUGUCACUCCCCAAUCUCCCUUCACCCCUCCUGGCCCCCACACUAACCAGCACAACGGACAUAAUGUGGCAUCAACUGGCCCACCGGCUGCACCCAGCCAGACCUCCCCGAAGGAGGCUCAUGGCAUCCCCACCCCUCCGCCUUCUGCAGGCGCUGGCCUGUCAGCAGAAUGCAUAGCCCAGCAAUACAUCAUCCCCUGCAUGAAAUACUACGGCAUCUGUGUGAAAGACAACUUUCUGGGCCCCCAGCUGGGUGACAGGGUCCUGGAGGAGGUGGAGGUCCUAAACCGCAGUGGGAAAUUUCGUGGCGGGCAGCUGGUGAGCCAGAAGAACAUUCCCUCUCGGAACAUCAGGGGCGACCAGAUCGCCUGGGUAGAGGGACGCGAGCCUGGGUGCGAGAGCAUCGGGAUGCUGAUGGCCCACAUUGAUGAGGCUGUCAUGUACAGCGCUGCCAAUGGACAGCUGGGGCAAUGUGUCAUCAAUGGACGCACCAAGGCCAUGGUUGCCUGUUACCCAGGUAACGGGGCAGGGUAUGUCCGCCAUGUUGACAACCCCAACGGUGACGGACGCUGCAUUACGUGUAUCUACUAUCUUAACAAGAACUGGGAUGCCAAGAAACAAGGAGGGUUGCUGCAGAUCUACCCUGAAGGCAAAAAUGUGGUAGCCAGCAUAGAACCUAUGUUUGACCGACUGCUGAUCUUCUGGUCUGACCGCAGGAACCCACAUGAAGUCAAGCCAGCCUAUGCCACUCGCUAUGCUAUCACAGUCUGGUACUUUGAUGCCAAAGAGAGAGCGGAGGCUAAAGAGAAAUACAAAUUGGCAACAGGACAGAAAGGUGUUCAAGUGCCUGUCACUCAAAACAGCAGGACAUAAAUCUCAUGUAAUCACUGGGGAGCACUCUGAACGUAUCAUGUGCCUUUCUGAACUGCUAAUGGACACCACGAUGAUAAAAGGGAGACACUGUUAAACUGUCAGUCAUGUACGCAGCUCCACAUCAGCUGUCAGAUUUACGUCAUGGGAAAUAAUGUAAUAUUUCCCUGCCAUGUGAUUGGCCUGCUGAUCAACGAUGUGGCAGAUAUUGAGCACAACAGACCAGAUCGUGUGGAGAUCGGGUCAGAAUACUUUGCAUGGCGAAAGAAGAAGACAACCAAGAAGUAUUUCUCUUCUGAAGACAUCUCGCUGAAUCAUCUAUGAAGACAACUGACUGGAAAAAAACAACUUUAUUUUCUUUUGUUGCCAUUUUGCCUGUUCAGUUAUAAGUGAUGUUGUGGCGUAUUGAGAAAUCAUUGUUUUACUCUUGCUCUGAGGUAUUUUUCAAUUCAAACAAAAUGAACAUAUAGAAUAUGAUGAAUCUGUGGACACACAGAGGGGAAAAGAAGAGCAAAAAUCAAAACGGGGUCAUGCCAUUUAGUACCCGAAGCUAGUAAUUUUCCAUUGUCUGUGGAGUGGUUCCCUUGUCUCAUGAUGUGGGUGAUGUGUGGGAUGUGGGGUCAGUGUAAAAACAAAGGCAUAGAAAGAUUGAUAAUACAUAAAAUGGCUGUUGGUCAUGAUACAGUGGAAAGUUGCCAUAUGGUACCUGAAGCGCUAAUCCCAAACAUUGCAGGGAUGCACAUUAAAUAUACAUCACAAAGUAUUCCUGGUAUUGCAAUAUCUGGAUAUCUUUUGCAAAAGCCUCAAAAUGUUAGUGUGGUUAAAAAGCAAACAGAAGCCAAGUAAUCCAGCAUGGACAUUUCAUUUAUUUUAUGAGCUGCAAAGUAUGUAUGUAACAGAUUUUCAAGCACACAAAACAUUUUUCAACAUACUUGAUAUGCUGAGCUCUCUGUAUGACUGAAUACACUGCUCACACUUGAGACAAGGAGCAAGCUGUCUAGUGAAAAGGGUCAAAACAGGGUUUGAUGAAAUUGAGUGUGUUUUCUGUGUGUGUGCGCUCAUAUACCUGUAUGCAGAUUUAGCUUGACUCGUACCUGUUCUAAACAAGAAGAAAACAGACAUACCCUCUGCCCCAACAAACACACACACACACACACACACACACA